AAAGCACAUUACUGCUGUGUUCAAGCCUUUCAAAAUGCAGUUUUCAACCUUGAUAUCGUUGCUUCAUGUUUUGUCUGUUUCCGCGCUCGGAUGGAAUAUUUCGAUUGAUGGCUGUGAGGCUCUCUCCUCAGUGUUGCCGAAUAAUACCUUUUACUCCUCGGCGUCGACAUACAAUGCCUCCAUCGUAUCCUAUCCAUUCCUUCAGCUAAGGUUACACCCGUACUGCAUCUUCAGGCCCAGUUCUGCGCAGGAUGUAGCUACCGCCGUCACUGUGUUGAAGGACAGUAAUCAUACCAAGUUCGCGAUCAAGGGCGGAGGGCACAAUGCGAAUGCCGGCUACAACAACAUUCAGGAUGGUGUUACGAUUGACAUGCAGAGUCUAAAGAACGUCGAAGUUGCAAGAGGUGAUCAAGUUGUGAGAGUUGGAGCAGGAGCGUUGUGGCAGAACGUGUACGAUGAGGCAGAGAAGCGUAACCUGACCGUGCUCGGAGGACGAAUCGGGGUUGUGGGAACCGCCGGUUUCCUAACUGGAGGCGGCAUAUCCUUCUUCAGCCCCGAAAAAGGCUGGUCUUGCGACCACGUCGUAAACUUCCAAGUAGUCCUCGCCAGCGGCGAAAUCAUAAACGCAAACAUCACUUCCCACUCUGACCUUUUCGCCGCCCUGAAAGGCGGGCAAAAUAACUUUGGCAUCGUUACACGCUUCGAUCUAAAAGCCUACCCCGCAGGCCCCCUCUGGGGCGGCAGGAUAGUCUAUGCCCCCAACGCCACCAUUUCUCUCCUCCAAGCCUUCACCAACUUUAAACUCGGUGAUUACGACCCCUACGUCGCAGGCUGGGUCACCAUACGCUACAACCACACAGCUUCGAUCUUCAACCCCGUAAGCAUCAUGUGGUACACCAAAGCCUCGCAGAAGCCCGGCGCGCUAAAAGGCAUCGUGGAAGUCCGGCCGCAGAUUACAAAUGGCAUGGUCGAAGCGCCCAUUAGUGAGCACACAAGAAAUGCAUCAAGGCAGGUUAUUGCGAACCCGCAACGCACGAUUUGGGCUACGACUUCGUUUUAUAUAAAUCCGACGAUUGUGCAGAGCAUCCACGCAAAGUGGAAGACGCUCGUGCUUGAGAUAUCGGAACAGUACGCCUACGCUAAACCAGUCGCUGAACUAACGUUCCAAUCGCUUCCCGCGUCUCCUCGUAACGGAAGCGCACCUAAUAGUAUGGGCUUUUCACCUGAGGAGACGCCAGAGAAGAAUGUGGUUUUUUUGCAGCUUGUAUUCACCUUCGAGGCUGCGGCUGCAGACGAGGGGUUUAGGGAGGGACUAAAGGACUUGUUGAAGGCGGUGGAGGAUGUGGCUAAGGGGGAAGGAGUGCUGCAUCGUUUCAAGUAUUUGAAUUUUGCCGAGUCUUUUCAAGAUCCCCUGGGGGGUUAUGGGGAGGUGGAGUUGGAGAGGUUGAGGGGGGUUGCGAGGAAGUACGACCCUCAGGGAAUGUUUCAGACGCAGGUUCCGGGUGGGUUUAAGGUUUUCUGAUUGGCGUGGGUGUGGUAGUGCAGAUAUGUUAAGAUGUCGUUUAUCCUUGUUGUAAUUUGUAAAGCUAUGUAACGUGUGUGUAUGUGAAGAAUUUCAACGUAUAAAGCAAUAAAA
This is a messenger RNA of Pyrenophora tritici-repentis Pt-1C-BFP, 1636 nucleotides long. RefSeq names its product GlcD, FAD-FMN-containing dehydrogenase. Gene Ontology annotation, molecular function: FAD binding. The record is from RefSeq and is a predicted model, not a curated record. NCBI's taxonomy places the organism in Eukaryota, Fungi, Ascomycota, Dothideomycetes, Pleosporales, Pleosporaceae.